AUGUUGCAGGAAUAUGAGUUCCUAGACUUGUCAGAUGUGAAAGAAGCGGAACUGAGCAGUUUGCAGUGUGCGCUCUUUGAGAAAAAACCUGGGACUGCAUCUACAAUCGCAAACGUCCGUUGGACUGAUCCUGCUGUAGGCAAUUAAAUGUUGGUAGAUAUAUCAUCUUGUUCAUCGAGCACGGCGGGGCCACCGACCGUGUCGAGCAGCCUGGACAGCCUGUCGGGCGGCGAGUGCGAGAUGGCGCCCCACUCGCCGCAGCGGAGCGCGGGAGGGCCGCCGCCCUACGUACAGCCCACCUACCCCCCGCCGCCCCCCCAUCAAUGGCCUGUCGCCCCUCCCAACGUGUACGUUAGCCAAGUAACAGCCAAUGUUAACGUACACGGGUACAUGGGGCAGUACUACCAGCCACCGCAGCCGCAAUACGUUCCACAACCGCCACAACAAGUAGAAAGAAAUUCGAGGAAUCAUAGAAGAGACCGUCGUAACAAAAGAGCUCCGUCACCGCCUCCGCCUCAACCGCCUCCGUACUAUGUUCCAUAUUCACAGUACUAUCCAGCGGCCCAAGCACAAGGUGCACCGUUGUACCAUCUUCCUAUGUAUCAGCCCUUAGUGUAUGGACCAUACGCCUACCCACCAUAUUAUCAAGAAUAUCCAAUACCGGUCGAGGGUGACGCAGGUGAUAAAGGACCCGAUGAAUAUCAACAAGAAGUUGUCAUGGAGCAAGAAGCGGUAGAUGCUUAUUAUGCAAGUGCACAUUAUGCCGCUCCACAGUACGGUGCGCCAGUUGAAGGCGCCGUAGAAUACAUACCCCCUAUGUACAUACCCCCUCCGCACCCUCCGGCACCUAUGCCUAUUCAGCAACAACCUCCCCAUCAAUCCACACCACAUCAAUUUAAUGUACACGCUAAGAAUUUUGUUUUGGGACAAAAUCACAACAAAACCUAUACACCUGAAAAAACCCAGGAACAAAAACCUCCGUCGACAGCGACAGUAACAACGAGUGCCGCUACUAGUACUGUUGAUGCGAUCCCUGUUAAAGAUCUUAAAAUCUCUAAAGGACCAGGUAGUCCAAAACAAGAAAAACCUGUUGAAGCUACUGCAUCAAAACCUGCUACUCCCUCUGAGAAAACUUCAUCGACUGUAAAGAAUGAUGCUACUAAACCAGCUUGGGUCCCAGAUAAUAAACCUCAAGAGCCUCCUACCCAGAUUAUAAGUACAGCAAAUAAAACAUUACCACAGACACCUGCACCAAAUACUCAAGCGAUGAGUGCAAAAAUACCACCUGUGCCUGGAAAAGCAUUAAAAGGACCCACAGCUACAGCACCUUUUUCGACUGGCAAGCAACCACCUAAACCUGCCGUCCCUACUUCUGUCCCUUUACAACAGUCGAUUUCCACUUCAAAAGCACCUUUUGGAAACAGACAAAAACGUGAAGGCAAUACAAAUCGAUCUCCGUCAAACGAAAAUGCUGAGCACGAAAAAGUAGUGCCAGUAGAACAUACUAAACGAGAUCCGCCAUUGCCUCCCAGCAAAGCGCCAAUGCCGAUUUCCAUUACACUGCACGCUCAGGGGCCCCCAGUUAUUGUUACAAAUAAAUCGCCAUUUGCUCACUCAAGAAAGGCCGCGGCAGCGGCAGCGGCAGUGCCUGAACCUGCCCCUGCACCUCAACUGCCUCCACCGGCUCCCACUGCAUCAGAUUUCCCCCCUCCCCCGACUCCAAGAAACAGAGGGGAACCAAUACCCACCCCGGUUGUACAGCCUCAACCACAACCGGCGCCUGGAAAAUCGUGGGCUAGUCUUUUUUCUAACAAAACAAGCAGUAUAACUACAACGACUUCUUCCACCAUUUCAAUAGAAGAACCGUCCAGUCCUACAACUCUUUCGCCACCGGCAGUUACUAAUGUCCAAAAACCGGUAGCCAAAGUACCUCCGUUUGAUGCGUCCCCGUUACAAAAUACUGCGGUUGAAAAGGCUCCAUUACCUGCAUCAAGGCCUGUUACUACAGCUGCGCCUACCGUUUCGUAUUCCGAGAAAACGUCAGUAAAUGCUGUGAGCAAUGCUAGCCCAGCAACUCAGGCAAUAAAAUCGCCGUCUUCUACACCUACUAAUACGGAAGUCAGAGAAGUACCUAUACAAAAAGAGAGUUCACCUACAGCUCCCGUUCAACCAUCGCCUUUCAGUGACGACCCAAAUUCAUACCGAAUGGGAGAAUUUCUCUCAAAAUAUCAGUUGGAGAAUCGUCCUGUUUCUCUAUUGCCUCGCGGCCUUACUAAUCGCUCCAACUACUGUUAUGUGAAUGCCAUCCUGCAAGCAUUGAUCGCUUGCCCGCCAUUCUAUAAUAUGCUGAAAGCGCUCCCGUAUCAAACGCGGCGCGGAAAAUCGAGCACACCUGUUAUUGAUUCAAUGGUGGAACUUUGCUACGAGUUCAGUCCCCUAGCAAGUUCAGCGCGUCGUGGACGAGGGGAGGCGGGCCCUUCAGGGACUGCGCCCGCGGUGCCAGCGGGACCCCCACUAGACGGCUCGGCAGGUCUCCGAGUAUUAAGAGCCCUACGGCCCUUCCCCGGCUCACAGGAAGGCAGACAAGAGGAUGCAGAAGAAUUUCUCGGAUGUCUCCUCAACUCACUUAAUGAUGAAAUGCUCGAACUUAUAAAAUUAGUAGAACCUGAAGAACCUAAAGACAAUUACGGGAAAACAAAUGGUGUUAUCGCUCAAGAACAGCCUACAGAAGAAGAUGAUGAUGAUGAUGAAUGGAAGGUGAUGGGCCCGCGCAACCGCGGCGCGGUGGAGCGGCGCUGGGCGGCGCGCCGCACGCCGCUGGCCGACAUCUUCCGCGGCCGCACGCGCCUGCGCCUGCACCGCGCGCCGCACCACGACGUCACGGACGCCGUGCAGCCCUUCUUCACGCUGCAGCUCGACAUCGAGCGUUCCAACACUGUGAAGGACGCUUUGGAACUUUUAGCUGGGAAGGAUACACUAGAAGGCGUGUCUGAUGCUUGGCAACAGCUUUCACUAGAACAGCUGCCUGUGGUAUUGCUGUUACAUCUCAAGUGUUUCCAGCUCGAUGCCGAAGGUCACACUGCUAAAAUUGUCAAGAAUAUCGACUUCCCGAUUGAUCUUAAGAUUGAUCCAAAAAUAAUGUCAUCAAAACACACUACAAAGCAACGGCUUUAUAAACUUUUUGCUGUUGUGUAUCAUGAAGGUGUAGAGGCUGUGAAGGGACAUUACCUUACAGAUACCUUCCAUGGUCAAGCCGGUUGGAUAAGGUAUGAUGACUCUACUGUGACACAAGUGACGGAUGCUCAAGUGUUAAAGCCGAAACCUCCGAGAAUGCCUUAUCUUUUAAUGUAUCGCAGGCACGAUACACUUGUACCACAUCGGCCACCUGGCAAACCGGAGUAAACAAAGAAAAACUGAGUGUAAUAUAUGAAGUGACUUUUAAGUGAGUGUAAAUAAUAAGCUGACUGUGCCUGUCAAUGACUUUACUGCACAACGAAUUCACUAUAUUUAAUAUUAAGUACACUGUAAAAUUUAAUUCGAGGUUUAUCUUUGUAUUUUUUUAAUUUUUUUUUUCUUCUAGUUUUAUGCACAAAUUCUUGUUUACUUUUUAUUUCACGCAGCUAAUGCUUUUGCCAUCUCUCCUUCCUUAGUUAUGUAUUUUUUCCACUUUUGUGAAACUUAUUUAAAUUUAGUGUACAUAAGGUAAGAUGUAUAUAAAUCUUUUGUAUAUAGUACAAAAUGGAUAAUAUUCUUUCAUUCAUAUUUCAUCACAAAAUACAUUGAAAAAAAUUAUUUCUGUCGAGUCAUAUAAAUUUUAGAAGAGUAAUGUCUGUAAAUAUUGUUCAUGUAUAGAGGUAUAUGUUUGAAAGUCUUGAUGAUUAAAUUACCGGUUGAUCAUCAUUGAAAAAAAAAUGUGAAAUUCAAAAUUUUCUAGUUUUAAAUGUAUAUAAGAUUUGUAAAUUAAUAAUUCUAUAGAAUAUAUUUCAUGUUGCUAUGUUUAUCAGACUUUUAGAUUUAAGGUCUUGACAAUAUGGAAUUGUGUUAUAAAUUUAUAAAAAAAUGUAAAAAAAAAAAUUAGUGUAAUUUAAUUUCAUACAUGAUUAUGUAUACAUUAUCACUCUCUCAAUAAUACAUCAAAGAUUCAAUGUAGAUGUAAAGUACAAAGAUUAAAUAUUGUUGUGAUGGUAAAAAAGUGCACUUUUUGCUUUUAUUUGACAAUUAUCAUCGAAUAUUUUUUGCAUUACUUUGUGCUAAAAUUAUAAAUAUAUAUUUUCGUGUACUGCUAAUGCAUGUUAAUUUUAUGUUAAUGAAUGUCAAUAAGAACAAAAUGUGCAUUCUAUACCAGAUUGCAUUUUAAAUUAUAUGGAACUGUGUGAAACUGUUGGCCUAAUUAUCAGAGUUAGUAACUCUAGUCUUAUGUUGUCUGGUGCAUAUUUAUAGUAAAAAAAAAACUUAUUACAGGUAAAUUAAAAACAACGCUACAUAGUUGAACUACAAAAGAAAAAUACAUGUUGUGUUUAACUACUAGUAGCUUAUACUUAUUCUGCUAAUUAGGCAGACGAAACGAGCAUUCGAAUUAAAUAUUUCGUCCUAGAAUAAUUUAUACAAAUAAAGGUCAGAGUGGAUUGUUCUGUUAGUGGUUAUGGAAUCGGUGCUUCGACGGACUGAAAGUAAGGCAGUGAGAGAUGUGCCCUUGGUUUUGUGAUAUGGAUUGUGAAUGGACGAUUCUACAGAUUGUUUAGUUGUAAAAAUAAUAUUGUUAUAUGGUGUUAAAUUUAAAUAGAUUAUAUGUUAUCUCGCCAUUGGCCACUGAACAUCUGUUUUUAAUAUUAUUUGUAAUCAACUCAUAAUCUUAUCAUUUCUUUUGGUAAAGAAACCAUUUGUAUUGUGUGACUGCCUAAUUUUCGUUUGGGGUGUAUGGAAAAUAAAAUAUGGUUAAUAAUUUUAGUUUCUUUUUGUGUGAUUAGUUUGGAGCAGUGCUACGUUUACGAUCAAAAAUCGACUUGUGUCGAUUAUGUUCUGGUAAUGGCUGAUCUCAGAUAAAUGUUGUUGGAAUCACAUUUUAAUGUGUGUCGUAAUUUUACUCACUAGAAUAUGAAGGCAAUAUAUCCAGGCCUUGAAAAUAAUACUAUUUUGCUAGAAUCAAAUUAAUAAUCUAAUCGUGAUUAAUUGAGUUUGCUAAUAAAAUAGAGCUUUUUUACUUAAGUGUUAAAAAAUGAUCUAAAAAACAAUUUGGCACAAGCCCAAUUGUAAUAAAAAAUAUUUAGUCUUAAACUUAGUCAAUUUAAACUAUUAUAAUAAUGAAGAUCGAUGGAGGUAUAGUUUGUAAUUUUCUGGUAAAGAGUUGUUUACAACUAACGCUUUUAUAUGUAUAAUUUUGGUUGUUGUUAUUCGUUUAUUUGGAUUUUGGGUAGCUCAUAGUAUAAGUUAGUGAUGUAGUGGCAUUAUUAAUAUAAAAAAAUCACCAUUAUAUAAAUUUUUGGAAAAUGUGAAAUGAAGGAAAUGUGGGCCAAAACUGUAUUUUAAAACAAUCUAUAUUAAAUUUUGGAUUUCACAAAGUUACAGAAAUGCUCUUCAAUUUGUUAAAAGGAGCUCUUUUUAGAAUGGAGGUAAAAUAUAAAUUUGGUUUUGGCUUGUAUCCUCUUAACUUCAAUUUAUUGUAUUUGGUUUUAACUACCCAACGGUUCUGUGGUAUGAACUGAAAUGAAUUAUGAAUUAAAAUACAAAUAUCUAGUAUUAGUUCGUUAUAUUUGCACAAAUCGAUUUUUAGUUAACAUAUUGUUCCUUGAUAUGAUGCUGGCUUGUUUGCAUGAAUUGAAUGAUUGUGGAGCAAACACCAACAAUAAAUACAAUCGCUGUUUAGACUUUGUGAUAUUUGAUUAAUCAAUGCAAUUUCUGUACUUCUAGAUUAUAGAAGUAUAAUAUCACUGGGAUUAGCAAAAUAAUUAAAAUUGUAAAUACCAUGUUAUGGUAUAGUGAAAGUUGUAAAAAUUAGUCGUUUUGCUGAAGUAAAACGGACUAAAUACAAAGAAUGCAAAAAUAUAUUUAUAUAUAUUUGUAAAUAAUGAUUAAAAAUGUAGUCCAUUUUGCGUAAUUGCUCCUUUUGUGUGUAAGACUGAGCGAAGAGGCCCAUGUUAUAUGUUUUAAUUCCUAUAAAAUAUUAAUAAGAUUUAUAAUAACUACAGCUGCCUUUUAGUUUUAUCUGUGUUGCAUAUUUAUUGUUACAUAUGUACUGGAGUUGGAAUGUACCGAAUUAUAACCAUCAUAUGCUUAGGGUCUAUUACUGUCUUAUGAUUUGAAAUCAUACUUUAACGCAGUUUAUAAGGAUAUUGUGUGAUUAUUUUUAUUUACACAUUGAAAUAAAUGUCUUAGAAUUUAACUAGGUUGGACCAAAAAAGUAAUUGCUUAAAACCAUGAAAACUGGUUGCACAAAUUUGUAUCCUUCAAAAAUCUUACGAAUAUUAAAUGUUACGUAAUUAUAUUCUGACAUUCAUUUUUGCAAUGAUCAGCGCUUGGCUGUGACAUUACUUAGAUUUUUUCAAUAUUUUAAAUAUGAAACAAUAAUGCAAAGGUAUAUGAAUCCUGUGACUUAAUUUCUUAUAAUUCAGUACUCGAAUUAAAGCUUAUAUUUCUGAAUUUAAGGAGACCUUUCCCCGUCAUUUCAAAUAGAUUUUAUGUAAAAAUUGCUGUAAAUUUUUUCCAAUUUCAGUGUAGAUAUAAUACUGUUGAAAUGUAAAUUAGUUUGUCAUAUAUGAAUAGUAAACGUUCCUGAUAUUGUUAUUAUUGUUUGAACUGUGAGUGAAUAUGAGAUGAUUUUAUUACUAAUUUUAGAAUGCAGCUUUUUGUGUAUUUCCUUGUGCCAAUAAUGGAUCAUAAAAAAUAAUGAAUUUUUCAUACAAAAAAAAGUAAGUGUUUAUCUGUUAGUGUUACUACUAUUAUUGUGGAUUGAAUCUGAUAAGGUAUGGUUCUAAAAUUUAAAUUCUAAUUUAUUUUUUAAGCCUUACACUGUUUUUAAAAAUGAGUGUUUAGAAACGGAAGCAUAUUUUUUUUUUCUAUUAAACCAUUGAGUAAUUCUCGAGAUAUUUUUAUGAUAGAUCUAUUUUGAUUAGUUUACGCUUAUAAUUUUCGAACACAUGAGUUUUUCAUGACAACGCUACACCGUAGCGUCUUUAUAUGCUAAUGAUAGUAAAACCAUUAGAAUAUACAUCAUAGUAUUCAGUAGCGACAUUGAAACAUCGUUUUCUAGUCUAAAACAAAUCAUUCGGUGCAAUUUAAUAUAUCGAAGAAAAGACUUGCAAUUAAAUUAUACAAAAUAGAAUUAGAACUCCAACAAUAUGUAAAAUUGUAUCAAAAUAUUCAUAUACAAAACUGGUUAUACUUUCAAUGAACAUCUGGCGGUCUAUCUUAGGUCUUGUACAUGCAGUAUGCUAAUUGAUUAUAAUUAUUUUUAUAUGAGAGGGUCGUUAUUUAAGUUAUGUUUAAUGUUAGUUUUAAGUUCCAAGGCUGUAUUAAAAAGUUUCCCAAUGACUAUAAUUAUUAUAAAUACAUAGUUCACUAUGAUAGCUGUAAUUUAUUAUGAGGAAUUGUGUCAUUUCUGUUAUUGUGUAUACCGUACAGCAGGGUUGUUAAUAUGAAAACAGAACAGCGAAUAUUUCAAAUGUAAAAUAUUUUAUGACAUAAUUGUGUUAUCGUUUCCAAGUUACAGCUUUUGUAGAGAAUGCUUACUUUCUUUUAACCUAUUUGAAAUGUAUAUAAACUACUGGGUUAUAAUGGAUGAGGCAGAAAUUAAGAUCAAAUUAAAAUUAAAUUUAAAGCAUUAUCCAUUAUAAUCUGAUUCCUAAGUUGUUGAAAUGGAUGUGUGUAUGACUAAUAAAAUAAUCCUUUAUUUUGGUAACAAAUUGGUGUUAUGAAAAUUUUGUGAAUAAAAAUAUGGUGUCAUUCUAAUUA
This is a messenger RNA of Melitaea cinxia (Glanville fritillary), 7947 nucleotides long. RefSeq names its product ubiquitin carboxyl-terminal hydrolase 10-like (gene Usp10). Gene Ontology annotation, molecular function: cysteine-type deubiquitinase activity; cysteine-type endopeptidase activity. NCBI's taxonomy places the organism in Eukaryota, Metazoa, Arthropoda, Insecta, Lepidoptera, Nymphalidae. The transcript has 9 exons. The record is from RefSeq and is a predicted model, not a curated record. Gene Ontology annotation, cellular component: cytosol; nucleus. Gene Ontology annotation, biological process: regulation of autophagy; protein deubiquitination; DNA damage response, signal transduction by p53 class mediator.